GUCAGUGAGUACUUCGAUGGUCCAGAUGACUCAAUACAGUAUCAGAGGCCUCAAUGAGGACGAGCAUAUAUAUCAUGCUGAAAGUCUGGGCACAUGCGUCCUUUGGCAGAGACCUUGCCUGCUUUCAGUCGACGCCAACAGCUCCCUGGUCUUCACUGCCCAUACACUCAGCAUCAUUUUGAACCAGUCAUCCUAAACCACCAAAGGGUUUCUCACAACCGACGAAUCACAUAUUACUACUUAGCUCAUAUAUCCUGCAGCCGGAAGCACAUCUGCGCUGUCUCACUGCACGCGAAGAGUCAAAGACUGUUCCUUUGAGACGCAACAAUGCCCGGUCUUGACAACCACAACACAUCAGGCCCAUCUGGCCGCACCAAUCCCAAUGGAAACAGGUCCGCAUCCUCCAAGCCACAGAAAGGGCCUUCCCAACUACCCCAGUCGCCCGGAUGGGAGCAUACCCCACCCAAGCCCAGCCCCUUGUCCAACCCUCAACAGGGAGAGGUCAAGGACUCGGAAUCACGCAAUGCCUUGAUUACCAGCAACGGUCAGAGUAAUGGACUCAACGGCAAGAAGCAGAACGGCUUGGGAAACGGCUCCGCGGCUCUUGGAGCCCUUCAGCUCACUAAGGGCUCCCUUCCCGAGUUGCCGCCCCAGGACGACAAAGAAAAGCGCUUGCAGCCCCUGAUGAACGAGCUUACCAUGUUAGACAAGCGGAUCGACCCAAACCUUGAUAUCUUUCAGCAGGCACGGUUAAUGAAGGAGAAGCGCAAGCAGGCCGAGGCUGAACGCAAUGCUUCGCUCGAAAAGGACAAGCAAGCGCUGGCGGCCGAGGUUCAGAAGCUCAAAACGGAUCUUCAGAAGCUGGGCGGUGACAACCAGGGCUUGCAGAACCAGAUUGCCAAUACGAAGGCAGACAACCAGAAGCUAACGGAAUCGAUCACGACUCUGAGCAAUGAGAAGCAGCAGCUUCUUGCCGAGAUUGCAAAUCUCAAGAAUGAAAAGCAGGGAUUGGGCGCUGACAACAAGGCUCUCACUGGGGAGAAUGACAAGCUGAAGAGUGAAAAGGAGUCGCUUCUAAAGCAGAUCCACAGCUUGUCAGCGGAUCUGAAUGAGGCCCUCCACACUAGAGACCAGGACGUCAAUAAUAUCCAUGGUUGGAAACAGCGGUAUGACGAUCUGGUCGCGGCGCUAGGCGAGCCCGGGAAGCUGGUCGUCGAGAUGCGGAAGCGCCACGAGGCCAUCAUCGCCAAUUUGUUGAGUCUGCUUGAAGACUGAGUUAGGAAACAAUGUUACUGCGACUGGAAAGUGCCCGGUGUUUGAAAUGCAGGUGGAAAGUCCCUUGUUCGGUGAUUCAAUUGUUUGCUUUUGAAUGGUGGAGCGAGCCUGGUUUCUUCACUUCAUGCUGUUGCUGUCACUCAAAGUCUGAUGAUUCUGAUCAAUGGGAGAACAUUUCUUCAUGCCUUGCAGUUCUCAAUCUGAGUCUUCAAGAUGUGUUGUGAGAUACCUGAAGCUUAAUACUGUUGCAA
Molecule: messenger RNA, 1526 nt
Organism: Canariomyces notabilis
Lineage: Eukaryota; Fungi; Ascomycota; Sordariomycetes; Sordariales; Chaetomiaceae
Exons: 3
Coding region: 328-1275 (315 amino acids)
Source: RefSeq, a predicted model, not a curated record